Molecule: messenger RNA, 2134 nt
Organism: Marchantia polymorpha subsp. ruderalis
Lineage: Eukaryota; Viridiplantae; Streptophyta; Marchantiopsida; Marchantiales; Marchantiaceae
Source: the annotation of a GenBank genome assembly
ACAGUCCUUCGGUCGACAAAUUCUGGAUUGCAGUCGAGCGAGAGACCAGGCAAUGCGGCAGAGGGGCAGCAGCAAUAACAAACGCUCGCGCAGCUUUUCCCGCACUCGUAUCGCCAUUGAGGGAUCUUGAAGCGCAGCGUUUCCGCCUUAAGAAGGGAAAUCCUACCACUUAAAUGCAAGCUGCUUGAGUUCCAGGUCCAGGGAGGCUCAGCUCACAGCUAUCAAAGCCUUACCAGAACUCAGCAGCACCGCGUACCGUGCCGCUCGCAAUAUCCAGAGGUGUACGCGAUCCACUAUAGUUCGAGUUCAAAGUGCAGUAACCAUGACAAUUACCGAUGAGAGGUCUCUGCAAAACAACUAUUGGAAGGAGCAUACAGUGGAGUUGAGCAUUGAAGCCAUGAUGCUCGACAGUCAGGCCCAGAAGCUUGAUAAGGAGGAAAGGCCCGAGAUCCUUGCAUCGAUCCCUGAUAUCCAUGGAAAGUCGGUGAUUGAGCUGGGCGCGGGCAUCGGACGAUUUACCGGGGAGCUGGCCAAGAUCGCAGGCGAUGUGCUAGCAUGUGACUUCAUGGAGAAUGCAGUUGAGAAGAACAAGGAGGUGAAUGGCAAGUAUGAAAACGUGCGAUUUUUGUGUGCCGACGUCACCUCCCCAGACUUGGACAUACCAGCGGAGUCUGCUGAUCUUGUCUUCUCCAACUGGCUCCUCAUGUACCUGUCUGACGACGAGGUCAAAGGCCUGGCAGCCAGAGUGCUGAACUGGAUCAAACCUGGAGGUCACAUCUUCUUUCGAGAAUCUUGCUUUCAUCAGUCGGGAGACCACAAACGCCUAAACAACCCAACACAUUAUCGUUCUCCCAGUUUCUACCACAAGGUUUUCGAGGAGUGCGUUGUUGAAAAAGAAAAUGGAACAUUUGCCGAGUUUAAUUUGGUGAAUUCCAAGUGCGUUGGGGCAUACGUACGCAACAAGAAGAACCAGAAUCAGGUUUGCUGGUUAUGGCAAAAGGUUGCAUCUGCCGGUCCUGUGGACCGAGGGUUCCAGCAAUUUUUAGAUACUGUACAGUACACAAACACUGGAAUUCUGCGUUAUGAACGCAUCUUUGGCGAAGGUUUCGUCAGUACUGGUGGAAUAAAAACCACUGAAGAGUUCGUGGAAAUGCUAAACUUGAAGCCAGGCAAUGUUGUUUUGGACGUGGGCUGUGGUAUCGGAGGUGGAGACUUUUACAUGGCAGAGAAAUAUGAUGUAGAGGUUAUAGGAAUUGAUCUGUCCGUCAAUAUGAUCUCCAUCGCCUUGGAGCGGGCAAUUGGAUUGAAUUGUGCAUGUCAGUUCGAAGUUGCUGAUUGCACCACAAAGGAGUAUCCGGAUGAGACAUUUGACGUGGUCUACAGUAGAGAUACUAUUCUGCAUAUCCAGGACAAACCUGCUCUUUUCAAGAGGUUUUUCAAGUUUCUUAAACCUGGUGGUCGAGUCCUCAUCAGCGACUACUGUAGGGCAGAGGGAGAACCUUCUGAAGGCUUCGCUGCCUAUAUCAAGCAGCGAGGUUAUGAUCUUCAUGACGUGCCAGCUUACGGAAAGAUGUUGGAAGAUGCCGGAUUUGUAGAUGUCCUGGCUGAGGACCGCACUAAUCAGUUUGUGGAGAUAUUGAACAAGGAGCUUGAAGUUACCAGAGAAGCAAAGGAGAAGUUUAUUUCGGACUUUUCAGAGAACGAUUACAACUACAUCGUCGAGGGAUGGGAAGCUAAGCUGACACGAUGUGCUCAGGGUGAGCAGAAGUGGGGCCUAUUCCUGGCUUACAAGCCUGGUUCCGCUUGAAAUUAGUAGAAAGAGGAAAAUCAAAUUUGUUCUAUUCUCUAUACUUUCGAGUAGAUAUUUCAAACAUCCAGCCGGACUGAGAUUCCGUAUCUGCUGGUGUUUUCAUUCAGCCUGUACAAAUCACCCAUGAUUAUAGCACGAGUGUACGUACAGAACUUUCCUAUCGACGCUAUUUCCCUAAAAGUAAUGAAUUAUCUAGGAUGAUUCAUUAAAACAAAACAUUGUAUUUUUUGACCAUAAUUCUAGAAAACGAGAUGUCAAAGUUUGUACCUUUUCUUCUUUCUUCAUGUACACUCAACAUUACUACAUACAAAACUGCGAAAUUUU